AUGACGUUUUUCACGGAACAAUUGAAUCUUUUGAGGGUGAAUUGUGACCGUCUAUUUAAUACCGGUGAUGCAGAUGUCAGCUAUGAAGAAACUUUACAGAAGAUUAAAGACUGUCAUUAUCAUCACUUAUAUCUAAUGAAAUACUCGUCAGUUUUAAACAAAUUGCUAUCGCCGGUCAUGUUCCUAUAUGUUAUAAUUUGCUCUUUGAUGCUGUGUGCGAGUGCUAUACAACUAACUACGGAUGGCAUUGGUAAUAUGCAGCGUAUAUGGAUUGCGGAGUAUCUAAUGGCUCUUAUAACACAACUAUUUUUAUAUUGCUGGCACAGCAACCAAGUAUUGUGCAUGAGUAAUGAAGCUGAUAGGGGAAUCUACUCAAGCAAGUGGUACACACAAAAUACACGUGUGCGCCGUAGUCUGUUGCUUCUUGGAGGCCAAUUACGGAAAACUAUUGUGUUUACUGCUGGUCCGUUCACAAAGCUUAAUAUAGCCACUUUCGUAGCCAUACUCAAGGGAUCCUACAGUUACUACACACUUUUGGAUAAAAAGGAAGAUUGA
Messenger RNA from Arctia plantaginis, 555 nucleotides. NCBI's taxonomy places the organism in Eukaryota, Metazoa, Arthropoda, Insecta, Lepidoptera, Erebidae. The record is from the annotation of a GenBank genome assembly.